AGCUCACCUGUCUGCUAUGCUCUGUUAGAGCUUGCCACACGGAUUAACCUGGAUUGCCUUUUUUGACGCAAUAACUAAAUAGCAUAUUGCUAAAAGAAGAUCACAAUGGAGUGGAGGAUUAUUGUACCCGUUCUGUGUCUAAUUGGAAUCCUACAUGUGCCUGGAAAUGCUGCUCAAGAUAACACCACUGUUUAUCGAUUCACUCUGAGCUUCAGCAUCAAUGCCACUUUCCCGAGUGACUACUCCAACUUCACCAGUAAUAACACCAAUGACCUGAAAAACAACAUCACCAGUCAGGUUGAGCCACCUUACAAGAAACAGUAUACAAACUUUCAACGCUUCAAUAUUUCAAGUUUUAACUUCAGUAAUGGCUCCAUUGUGACAGUGGGAGAACUUCAAUUUUCCAACGGCUCUAAGCCUAAUAUAUCAGAUCUGACACAAGUCUUGAAUAAUGGAAGUUUCACCUUCAUAAUCAUUACGAAUUCCACAAAUGCUGUUGAAGUCACACAACCUGCUGCAACAACACCUGCAACAACUGUAACAACUCCAACUACAACGGCCCCUGCACCUGCUAAAGUUGGAAAGAUUAGUUUGGUGUUCAAGCUUCUUCAAACCUUCAAGGACAUCUACUCCAAUUUCAGUAAUCCUGAGACCAUAGAGCUGACAAAUAACAUCACCACUGCGUGUUCUGGAGUUUACAAGGCUCGUUUCUCACAGUUCUACCGCAUGGUUAUUCAGAAGUUCAGCAAUGGCUCCAUUGUGACUGAUUCUACCCUCGAGUUUAACACCAUAAAUAACGCUACUCCUACUGCGGCGGAAGUGAAAGAUACCCUUACUGCGGCAAUCGCAAAUGGAAAUUUCAGCUUCAAAAUUGACAACACAUCCAUCAGUGCUGUUGUUAUCCCAGAAAUCGAUUCUUCUCUUAAAGAGUAUAAUUUAACCUUCAAAAUGAAUCAAACUUUCACAAGUGACCUUUCAAAUAUGUCAUCUGAUGGAGCCACAAAGCUGGCAAAAAACAUCACUACUGAGCUUGAUGGACUUUACAAAGGUUUUAAGGACUUCAAUCGCUCAUUGGUUUUGCAGUUCAGGAAUGGCUCCAUUGAUGUAGAAGCUCUACUUGGAUUUAACAAAAGCUCCAAUAGUCUUCCUUCCGUGUCAGCGCUGGCUACUUCUCUUGCUGCGGCCGUUAGAAAUGGAACAGUCAAAUUACCAAUUGAUCCAAAAACCAUCAAAGUUACAGAUACAGCUACAGGAGCCAGUGCUAACAGGUCUCCAGUCCUGGCUAGUAUGCUCACAGCUGUGUGGAUGACCCUAGCAUCACUUCUGUUGUCAGUUGUGAUGCACUAAUCACAAAAACAUGCGACUACAAAACAAUUGUGAAAUCUCUGAUAUUUUCGUUCUCAUUCAAAAUCAGCAAAUCACAAAGCAAAACAAGUCAAGUUAUGAUCUAGCUGUAACAUUUACUAGUCUUUCUUGCCACAUAUAGAGCCUGGUGAUACAUAAGGUAUGCGUGAGUUACAUUAUUUUGGUCUGUGCUUUGCAAAAAGCACAUUGUUCCUCUGUACACUGAGCUGGAGAAAUAAUGAGGAUCAGUUCAUUGAAACCAAAUCUGAACAUUUCUCUAUGCCACAGAAAUGGCACAACUGCCAAUGUAUUAGUUAGAUGCUGAAGAUCUAUUUUUUGUAAUACACAUGUGCAAUCUAUGCAUUUAAUCAUUGAGUAAUAGAAAUGAAAAAAUGUUCUGAUAAAUCUGAAUAUUCCUCUAAGCCAUACAAAUGGCACAAGUAUAAUUUAUAUUUAAAGGUAUUAUAAUGUGAUUCAGAACUGAUAUUGUUUUGCUUUUUGCUUUUUUUUUUUCAAUAAAAUGUAUCUUCCAAUGUAUUAGAUGCUGGAGAUCUAUUUUUUUGUAACAAAGGCACACAUGUGCAAUCUGUGUAUUUAACCAUUGAGUAAUAAAAAUGAAAACAUUUUCUGAUAAAUGAUCUGUAUUAUGUUUUAUGAAGUACUUAUGUUUAAUAAAAGGAAACAUUUAAGAAUUUAAGAA
Messenger RNA from Ctenopharyngodon idella (grass carp), 2044 nucleotides. RefSeq lists its product as uncharacterized. The record is from RefSeq and is a predicted model, not a curated record. The transcript is spliced from 12 exons. Bases 106 to 1347 code for a protein of 413 amino acids. Lineage: Eukaryota; Metazoa; Chordata; Actinopteri; Cypriniformes; Xenocyprididae.